Messenger RNA from Tetrahymena thermophila SB210, 2892 nucleotides. RefSeq names its product kinase domain protein. The transcript has 6 exons. Gene Ontology annotation, molecular function: protein kinase activity; ATP binding. Gene Ontology annotation, biological process: protein phosphorylation. Lineage: Eukaryota; Ciliophora; Oligohymenophorea; Hymenostomatida; Tetrahymenidae. The record is from RefSeq and is a predicted model, not a curated record.
AUGGGAGAUAAACAAAAAUAACAACAACAAUAAAAUGAAUAAUAAACUUUUGCCCAUUUUUUCGGAAACUUGGAGGAUUUUAAUUCAGAAAUUAAAGAAUUGAAAGACAUAAAAAUUGAAUAAAAUGACCCUUUUUAACGCGAAAGAUUAUAGAUAUUCUUAGGUGCAUCAAGCACAUCAAAUAUUUAAAAGAAAGUUUACAAAGAUAAAGUUUGUGCUGUAAAGGAAAUGCCGCUGAUUAGAUAUUUUAACAUCAAAAAUUUAAUAAAUUAUAACGAAAAUUAUAAGUAUUUGUUUGAAGGGAGUGAGGAUCAAGAAUAUUAAGCAUCUAGAUGUGGGCUUAGACUGAUUAAAAAAAUAUAUCAAUUUAGAAUUAUUAAAGAUAAAAUUCCUAAGCCACUUUAAUGUGUGGUAACUUCAUAAGACUCUUCAAAGAUGUCUUUAAAUCUUAUGAUGAAAAGAACUUCUAAUAUUAUGCAAUUUCCUUUAAAUAUUGCGUUUUUAAUUGUUAAACGGGUAGCUGAAGCACUCUAAUUGCUUCACAGUAAAAAUCUUUGUCAUGGAAAUGUUUGUCCUAACAAUAUUUUUGUGUCAAACUAUAUUAUCGAAGACUAUCAAUCUAGUUCUCAAGAUAAUUAGUCUGUAUAUCUUCAUGAUAGUGGUAUGCAUUAUCUAUGUAAAUGGGAUGCUUAAAUUGAAAAGGGAAUUAAAGAAACAAGUAGUAAAAUAAAGGAGGAGGACAUUCAUGUGCUAAACGAAUUUCAAUUUGUAUAAAGAAAUCAUAUUUAAUUCAUCGCUCCUGAAUUGAUAGCAUGGUUUAAUCCUAAAGAAAAAAGUAACACAAAGAAAAAAAAUGAAGGAGAUCAAUAAAACAACAAUGAUCAGCAGCAAGAGAUAACUGAGUAAACAUUUGAACCUACAGAAAAAAGUGAUAUUUACUAACUCGGUCUUUGUCUCCUUUGCAUGUGCAACACAAGAGAUAUAUCUAGUAUUCUGAGUUUGCUUUCAUUAAAGCAAGAGUUGUAAAUCACUCUAAUCGGCAAUAAAAUCGAGGAAUUAGAGCUUAAAUAAGUGAAAGAUAAAAAUAGAGAUAAAAUAAAGUAACUCUUGAAGUAAAUGUUAGAGUUUAAUCCUAAGAUCAGACUUUCUGCUUAAGCUGUGAUCGAAAGAGCUGACUCAAUUUACAAAAGCUUGAUUAAAAAACCAAUGAAUGAUGAUGGCUUCUAAGAAAUUCAUGAUAUUGAAUAAUAUGAAAUGAAGGGAUUCAUAGAGAACUUUGACGAGUAUUUAGAAUAUUAAAGAUAGUAAACAAUUUAAAAACUGCAAGAUGUUUGUAAAGUUGUCCCUAAUAAACAAAAUCCGAGGAGUGAACUAAUUAAAAACGCUUUAAAUGUAAUUGAUUAGCAUAUAAAGAGUACAAGAAACUUUACAAUUAGCAUGAUGAAGUCUCAGUGCAAGCAAAUUAAUGAAAAUUCAGAAAAACAGCAACUUAUAAGCUAAAUCAAUGAAUUCAAUUUCGUUCAUUAUUAGUCACAAUACAGCCAGCAUGGAUACUUUAACAUGAUAGUUUUAGAAAAAAACAAAAUGAUAAGAUUAAAUCUAUUUGAUUACUUGAUAUUCUCAGAAGAAAAAACUGAGAAAUAGUAGCUAGAAUCCUUUUAAUAUACACUAAAUACUAAUGAAAACUAAAAAAAACAAAGCCUCACCAUAUAAUCUUGCAUAUUCUUAGAUUCCAUGAGCUUUAUAACUUUGGAUUCUUAGUUGGAAAUGAAUUUAUGGAACAUUGAUUUAAAUAAGCCUAUUUUAUCUAAUUCACUCUCAGAUUUCGAUAUACAAACUGUAUAAUUACUCAAUUUGAGUUAAAAUAAAAUUAUCAUUUAUGACAAGUUCAGUGUCAAAGUUUACAACAUUUUAAAAGAUCAGCUUUCCAAAUUACCUAAAAUUUUUAUUGAGAAAAACCAUGACUAUGAACUGAGAUUCUAAGAAUAUUAAAUAAAAAAACUUAUACCUUUAAAUUCUCCAGAUAAUUUGUUUAUAGUACUGACUUAAAAAUCUUAGUUCAUUCUUUGCAAUGCAAAUUCAAAAAAAUAUGAAUGCUAAUUUUCUCUUAUGAAUAUUCCUAAGAUCUAAAACAAUUAUUAUAAUGAAGAAAAUAUCAUCCCUCAAGCAGACCUUUUGAUUUCAGAAAAUAGUUAUUAGUAGAUAAUAGAAAAUUAGACAUUCUAAAAUAAUUCUUCAAUAAUUUAUUAAAAUCCAAAUUAAUCUUACAUUCAAAACUAAUAACAAAUGCAGCAGUUAAUCCAUUCAAACAAUAUAAAAAAGUAAAAUGAAAACUCAAAUAGUUUAUUCAAAAAAUUUGUAUCGUUUUUUAAAAAAUGCAAUUAAGAACCAGCAUUUGAAUAAGAAUUAAAAAAAUAAAUAAUACCAGAUGUUCCCUUAGUUAUUAUUUUAGAAGCUAAAUAUAUUUAUUAUAUAAAAUUAAGAGAUUUAGUGUUUAAGUAAUUUGAUAAGAUCUCUAAUUAAUAAAACCUACCAUCCUAUGGCAAAUAUGUUUGCGGAAUUUUCCACCCAAUGAACAAAUCUUAAAUUCUAUUUAUAAACGAUAGUAAAGAAUUGAUUAUCUAUGACUACAUUAGUGACUUAGCCAUAAUAAAACUGCACUUUGCAGAAUCUCUUUUAGAUUUACAAUAUUUCUCUUUUGAAAAGAGAAACUACUUGGUUAUCAAAGAUUUUAGCAAUUUAUUUAUUUCAAAACUUGAUCUAGAAUAUCCUGCAGAGGCAUAAAACUUUUAAAAGAUUAAGUCAGGUUAAAUAAGACAAGUUAUCAUGUUUCCAAGGUGUUUAGCAUAAUAGACAGGUACUUCUGUAAAAUCUAGUUACAGAAACUAAUGA